GCAGAAGGGAUUCUUCUUGGAGUAACUAAUAUUGCCAAAAAUGGAGAUGAAGAGUUUUGCAGAGCAGAGAGAUGAAUGAUAGGUUUUCAGAUGAAGAAAAGCUGUUGUUCGGUUGUUUUCUCUCCUUUGAGUUUUCUUUGUCCCCUGUUUUUCUUCCAUAUCGCACACAGCCAGCUGAUCAGAUCAAAUGAAUGACUUCUCUAAUAAUUACCCAUCUCCAUCUCCGUCUCCGUCUCCGGCCGGAGAUCGUGGGACCCUUUCGACCGCUACUCCUCCAGUGAACUGCUCAUCCCGGCAUUGCUGCCGCCUCGGAGGCGCACGCCACCACCGCCACGUCACCAACAACGCCGUCACCGGCGCGAAGAGGAGGACGUUGGAGGACGAAUUAUACGGAGAUCCCGUCAAAUGCACCGGCAAGUCCUGCAAAUCGUGCACCGCCGGAGUCAUCGCCGACUGCGUGGCGGUCUGUUGUUGCUGCCCCUGUUCGGUGGUGAACAUCAUGGUGUUCACGUUUCUGAAAGUCCCGUGGAUGGUCGGCCGGCGAAUCUUGAGGCUCGGGAGGAAGAGAAGGAGGAAGCAGAAAUGCUUGAGGGCGGCGGGAGAAGAAGAAGAUCAAGAAUCCGGGUCCGGGGCGGCAACGGCGGAUGACCCGGAAGAAAUGAGUGGUGGGAUUUCGAGAAAAGGGAGGUCUUCUUUUACAUUGUCGUUUCCAUCAACAUUAACGUCGUCUUCAAGGUCAAGGGGGUUGGAUUGGACCGGGGCGUUGCCGGAAUUUCAGUUGCCCGGAGAUGAAUAUUACGAAGAGCUCAAAGACCGGCCCGGAGAUCAGGACGGUGCAUGGUUCGAGGCAGAGCAACAAGUUUGGUUUGAGUUGCAUCAACAUCAUCAAAUCGGCCACUUGGGUUUUGGUAGGGUUUCUUUCACCGGGAUUCCGAUUCCCUGUAAUUGAAUUUAUAUCGGAAUUUCAGGGAAUCAAUCAACAGCCAAUGAUUCAGUUCCUGGUGUUUUCUCUUUCUUUUUCAUUUCCUUUUCCUUUUUUUUUUUUUUUUGGUUAUGCUUCCAACCAAAAUUUUUAGCCAGCUACCAAAAGGGGUUGGUUACUAAUCAGUUAUGUGAAAUUAGUGUAAUUAAAUUAGGAUUAUUGGGAGUCUGUCUAGGUUUUUUGCCAUUAGGCCUUGCAUUUUUAUGAUGUAUUGAUGAUUGAAUAUGCAAGGAAUUAAUGGUAAAGAGAAACAGAGGUUGAUUAAAUUUACUUUUGUACUUCUACUAUUACUACUGAGAAUCACUGAUUAUGAAGUUGUACGUAACGUUUUUUAAUGCUGGCACAUGAAGCCAUGUCUCCUUUGGAGUCUGAAG
Messenger RNA from Oldenlandia corymbosa var. corymbosa, 1356 nucleotides. The record is from the annotation of a GenBank genome assembly. NCBI's taxonomy places the organism in Eukaryota, Viridiplantae, Streptophyta, Magnoliopsida, Gentianales, Rubiaceae.